AUGUUCCUUAAGACACAUAAAACUGGUGGAUCAACUAUCGCCAACAUCCUAUUUCGAUAUGGAGACAGCAGGAAUCUCACAUUUGCUCUUGGGUCUGUUGCUCAAGGAGGAAAUCAUCUAGGCUGGCCACAAAGAUUCCGCUUAUCUAGCACCCUUCCUGUCUACAGACCGCUUAACAUUUUGUGCAGCCAUACAGUAUUUAACAAAAAACCCAUGAACUGGCUUUUUCCGCGAGAAAUUAGCAAGUACGUAACAAUUAUUAGAAAUCCGGUGGAUAAUUUUGAGUCUCUCUUCAACUAUUACCAAUUGGGAGAAGAUUUAGGCCUAGGAGACGAUCCUGUGGUUUCACUGGAAAAUUUUCUAAAAAGACUGUCAUCAUUUUACAGUAAGGUAAAAAGAGGUAUCCAUGCAAGAAACCCAAUGAUGUUUGAUUUGGGUUUUAGCCAAAAAUAUUUCCAGAAUUAUACAGCUGUUACUGAAUACAUUAACUUUCUAAACAAAGAGUUUGAUUUGGUUAUGAUUAUGGAAUACUAUGACGAAUCAUUAAUAUUGUUGAAGCGGCUGUUGUGUUGGGAAAUAGAUGAUAUUUUGCACGUGAAGGUAAACGAACGACUAGACAAGGAAAAGGCUUCUAAUCUAAGUGACAGAGUAAAGGAAAACAUAAAACGGUGGAAUAAGGCAGACGUUCUGUUAUUUACUUAUUUCAAUGCAACAUUUUGGAAAAAAAUAGAAAUGGAAGGUUCAGGGUUUUACGAAGACCUGUCUGCUUUCCGUAAGAGGAGAUUGAAGCUUCAGCAAAUAUGUUUUGAGAAUGGAUCUGGGGCAGUGCAGCGGAUUUUUGGGAGGAAAGAUGUGAAGGGUUAUUCCACUAGAAAUGAUUUAAAUUCCAGUCUUAAGUUUUUGUGCAAUCGCUGGAUUAAAACAGAAAACAGUUACCUAUAUGAGCUGGGUAAAAAGCGUCAAGAAGAACUGGAAUCAGAUUUGGAGAAACAGACCAGGAUUGAUGACUCUACUAGUUGGGACGUGUCAAAAGAUUUGCAGUACGUACCCGUAGAAACUUAA
This is a messenger RNA of Porites evermanni, 1062 nucleotides long. The record is from the annotation of a GenBank genome assembly. Lineage: Eukaryota; Metazoa; Cnidaria; Anthozoa; Scleractinia; Poritidae.